Fusarium odoratissimum NRRL 54006 is the source of this 477-nucleotide messenger RNA. RefSeq lists its product as uncharacterized. The record is from RefSeq and is a predicted model, not a curated record. The transcript is spliced from 2 exons. Bases 1 to 477 code for a protein of 158 amino acids. NCBI's taxonomy places the organism in Eukaryota, Fungi, Ascomycota, Sordariomycetes, Hypocreales, Nectriaceae.
AUGUUGAUUUCUGCCUUUUUUGUCAUCGCCAGCAGCAUUGGGGCCGCUACAGCGACCCCUGAGGCUCCAACUCUCACGUACCUCUUCCGUAUGAACCUCACUCUCAGUUCAACCAUCAACACCGGUCCAGGUCCAGCGGGAACCAGAUUGGCCAUUCCCAUAACCGGUGGCAGCUUGUCGGGCCCCAAAGGCGAAGGAACGGUCCUCCCUAUCGGAGCCGAUUUCGGUGCAAUCGAUGCUCUGGGGAAUUUCAACGUCGACGCGCACUCUGUGGUACAGAUGGAUGACGGAUCCUAUGUUUACAGUCACUCAGCUGGUCCUUUGAUCUCGGGAACUACUGCUUUGGAUAGACUCAAGUUUGAGACUGGAAGCAGCAAGUACUCUUGGCUUAACGAGAUUCUCGCUGUAGCUGUGACUGAUUUUCCGGGUCCCUGGGUAUCCCUUGAUGUUUGGCAGGUGAAGCCCCAUAGCGCAUAA